AUGAUGCCGCCGGACGGGCAGCAGGAGCUCGGGGCCGAGUGGCUCAGCGUCAUCGAGCGCCAGCAGCAGGAGAUCGAGCUACUGCGGCAGGAGCUGGAGGCAGCCGCAGCCUCGGGCCACGAGGGCGCUCUGUCGCCGCUGCGCUGCUCUGCGUCGAGACGCGGCAGCGACGCCAGCAUCGCGAGCAGCGUGUCGUCGCUGGCCUUCUCCGUCCUGUCCACGAGGGACACCCUGCCCAUGGACAGCAAGCGGUACGCUCAGAUCUGCGAGAAGAUGGAGCGCUUGCGAGCGGCGCUGGCCCGGAAAGACGCCAGGCUCCAGAAGGCGCGCGCGCAGUGCAGCGAGGGACAAAAGACGGCGGCGCGUCUCCGAGACGCCGUGGCGAAUGCGCGGGCGGAGAUGGAGACGCAGCGCGCGCUAUUCACACAAAAGCUCGCUGUCUCGCAGGAGGCAGUGGACAAUGCGGUCGAAAAGGCCGCGCAGGCUCUCAUCCAGAACGACGGUGUGAAAGCGGAGUUGAGCCAGGGGAAAGAGCUUGAAGCCGAGCUGCAGGGGCAGAUCCGUGUGCGCAGCAAUGCGUUGCAAGCAGCUGAAGCUGCCAAAGAGGAGCUUCAGAAGGAGCUUAACCGAGCUCAACUGGAAGCGUCUCGACAGACAGCGGAAGUCCGAGCGCUUCAGAGCGAAAAGAACGCUCUGAAGAGCAAACUUGAGGCCAUUCAGCAAGAGUUGACUGCGAAACGACAACACGAUUCCGAGUGGAGCGAACUCGGCAAACAGAGACAGACACUGCAGCAGCGUGUCAAUGAGCUAGAAUCUACCGUCCAGCAGCAGACCGUGCAGUUGGAGCAACAAGCUGGAACAAUUGAGCAGCAGAACCAGUACAUCCAGCGCCUCGAAGAGGAGCAGGCUCUCGCACAGCGAGCUUCUGCCGUUGAGCGUGCUGAAGAUCAAAUGCAUGCUCAGCACUUAUUGAAGAACAACAUUUCGCUGCAGUAUCAGCUGCAGUGCGAGCAAGCAAGGAGUCACAAACUCGACGAACAGGUACGAGAAUUGUCCGAGACGUCGCAGCUGCUCGCCGAAGACAUGCUUCAGAUGAAGCUCAAGCUCGCAGGACGAGAUCAAAUGCUACUGAAACGUGGUCAAAAGUAUGCGGAGCUUGCUCAUGCUUACCGUGUACUGAGCCGGCACGCCCAAGCGAUAGAACUAUCCGAGCGCGAGCUUGUUUCAGUGCUCAUUCCGACCAAGAAGCGACUGGCACUUCUCCAAGACACGCUAACAAGGUUCUGCUUCGAGCUGGAGGGGAUAAGCAAGCAAAUGGUGGCGAGUCGCAGUCGGUUAGUGCACCUAGAUCACCGAUUGCUGAUGAAUUUGUGA
Molecule: messenger RNA, 1374 nt
Organism: Phytophthora sojae
Lineage: Eukaryota; Oomycota; Peronosporomycetes; Peronosporales; Peronosporaceae
Exons: 1
Coding region: 1-1374 (457 amino acids)
Source: RefSeq, a predicted model, not a curated record